This is a messenger RNA of Rubroshorea leprosula, 886 nucleotides long. The record is from the annotation of a GenBank genome assembly. Lineage: Eukaryota; Viridiplantae; Streptophyta; Magnoliopsida; Malvales; Dipterocarpaceae.
AUAGUAUCGUGAUUAUUCUUGCUCCAUUUCUCCGGCCAAUCUGGACCGUAGCCUGUUAGUGGGCCACCUUGUGAUUACGUGGAUAGUGGCAUAGUGCAAAACCCGAAUGCUCAAAGACAAAGAUCGCCCUCCCCUAUAUUGGGCUUCAUUUUGGAUAUCCCAAUUUAGUUUGGGCCAAUUGAUGGUCCCAAUUCUUAACAAAGGUCCAUAACAUAUUGCAGGCAGCCCACUGAUAUUCUUUUUCUGGGCUAAGCGGAGGAGGCAGCUGAACUCUAAAGACCAAAUCUAAUCAAUUGGUAUUUUGGCAGAGAUCUGGGUAGAUGAUUAGAAACAGAGAUACUAUAAAUAAAAUUCAUGGAAUGAGGUGGUUGGAACCUGCAUUUGCCCAACUUUGUUUUGCAAGCAUGGCCAGGUUGCAAGCUUGGAAAUCCCGAAACCCCAAUCCAACUAAGCUCUUCAGUGUGCAUAUCAUGUCUCAUCGUAAUCAGUGAAAUUUUUAUUUAUUAGAGUUGCCACCCCACCAAAAGUUAUUGAUGAUGCUAUUAAGGGAUUGUAAAAAAAUAUAAAAUAAGUGAAAACAUCCUAUACAAUAUGUUAGAAUAGCUUGUUCAACAGCUUUAAUCAACAUCUCUUGUCCUGUUUCGAUAGUAAUUUAUUCUUCCAAUCUUUAAUCUUCAACUAAAUACCAUCUUGAAAACGAAUGCUCUUAAUUCUUCUCCCACAGUUCAAAUGGACCAGUUGUUGGCAACGAAUCUGAUUUCCGAAUCCAAUCCCAAGGCCGAGCAUGAAAGUUGUUCCUUUUUUUUUCUGUAAGCAAGCAUGAAAAUUGUUGAUAUGUUAUAAUUCAAUGCAUCAAGAAGAUAUUUAUUAAAUCUUAAAAAAAAAA